AUGCGUCGCUCUACCGCCCUCUUCGCUCUGGGCGCCUUGAGCUCUCCCGCCGCCGCCGCCUGGCUCAAGUCACAUCAAGAAUCAUCUUGGGAACCUCCCCGACAGACAGGCGCUUAUGGCCCAGAAGCAGGAGAACAACACCAAAUCGCCAUGGGAUGGUCACCUGUACCAACCGAUGCGCCUAAGCUUGCCGGCGCUAUGGAUCUGAAUUUUGCCCUUGGCAAACGAUCUCUAGGAGCCGACACAUGUGCGUUCAACGUAAUAGGAACUUGCAUUCCUUAUACUCUCUCUGUCGAAUCUUGCAAGUCUUUGACGGAUGCCCAUACCGUCUGCUGUGAUAGGAAUGCUCCUAGUUGCUUGACUCUGGCCGGCAAAACAAACGGCGAUGAUUACACCUUGUUUGUGUGUGACACCACUUCUGGUAGCUCCCCGCUUCUAUUUUCCGAUCCUUUGGCUUUCAGUUCGACAACAACCGGCGACGAUUCAUCCAUCACUGAGAACCCCUCUUCAACCACUGAUGACGGAUCAUCCACGACGACCAGCGCUGCAGCAACCUCGACCAGCGCUGAUAACGGUGGUGGCGGUAGCAGUACCAACGUUGGUGCCAUUGCUGGUGGUGUUGUCGGUGGUGUCGCUGCUCUCGCUCUCGUUGGCCUCGCUGGUUUCCUUCUCUUCCGCCGCCGCAGCAAGACAACUCCUGCUGCUGCUGCUGCUGCUGCUACACCCGGCGAUGGUACACAAAACCAACCUCCCAUGGCCCAAGGACCUCAGAGCCCAGGGCCUAGCUUCGUCCCCUCAUCGCCUUCCAACGCCGCCUACCCCUCUGGAGUCCCCUCAAACUACCAGAGUGGCUACCAGCAGGCAUACGACCCCUCAUUUGCGGCUCCCUACGGUCAACCCCAAGGAUACCAACAGCCUGGAUACAGCGGCUACUCUCCUCAACCCCAGAACUUCCAGGGCCAGUACCCUCAGCAAACGCAGUAUCCUUCUCAGUAUGGCGUCGGCGGCUACGGAGCUCCAUCCACAUCACCCCCUCCUCACUUCACGCCCAGCCCGGGUCCCAACAAGGACGGCCCCGAGGGCGCCCCUCAACAGCAUGCUCAGGAACUACCUGCUGUCCAACCUUUGGGAAAUGAGGGCAACAGAGCUGAGCUGAGCUAG
Messenger RNA from Fusarium subglutinans, 1161 nucleotides. RefSeq lists its product as uncharacterized. The transcript is spliced from 3 exons. NCBI's taxonomy places the organism in Eukaryota, Fungi, Ascomycota, Sordariomycetes, Hypocreales, Nectriaceae. Bases 1 to 1161 code for a protein of 386 amino acids. The record is from RefSeq and is a predicted model, not a curated record.